GUCCUCUCGUUUGGACUCGACAUGCUUUGAUGCAACGUUUUUAAGUGUAUGAAUAACGCACGCCGAUAAUCUACUUUUAUUCUGUAUACCUCUGUUUUGAGCUUACAGCCACGUCUUCGUCCUCACCGAACAAUACUACACUAGCAUACCCUUCACCACGCCUAUCGGAAACCAACCUUGAAAUUUUACCUUUGACGAUUAAGUCGUCCUCACGUACCAUACAGAAUGUCUCCUGGAGGGAGUCAGCCCUCGACGCUCCAAGAGGGAAAUGAGAGUUUGUUAAUGUCCGACUUCAAUAGCCCAGUUGCCGACACCAACAAAGGCGAUGGAAAUGUCCUUCCCACGCACCGUGAUGAAAAGGAGCCACACCCACGUCGGAACUUCUUUCGUGUCCAAACUGCUGGGCAGAGUGGACGGAGCGGAAUACACCCCCUUUUAUUCCUACAGGUCUGCUUCAGGAGCACUUGCACCCUCUCGAUGAUAGUCAAUAUCCUGUGGCCUUUUGUCCCCGCUGCGAUUGUUAUGCACUUCGCUCGACCGGACCUUCACGUUUGGGUUUUUGCCCUAAACUAUGUUGCAAUGGUGCCAUCUGCAAACCUGCUUGGCUUUGGUGGCGGCGAGCUUGCCAAAAAGCUACCCAAGGUUCUUGGUGUGCUUCUGGAAACUACACUCAGCUCGGUCGUGGAGAUUGUCCUCUUCAUGGUGUUGAUCCACAACGACCAAAACGGCAACCUGAUACCCGUUAUCCAAGCUGCUAUCCUAGGGUCAAUCUUGGCAAAUCUGCUUCUUUGUUUAGGCCUAUGCUUUUUCUUCGGAGGUCUUGGACGUGAGGAGCAGGCGUUCCAUGAGGCAGUCAGUGAGGUUGGUUCCGGGUUGUUGCUGGUUGCGGGCUUUGGUCUGUUGAUUCCCAGCGCCUUCUAUGCGACUCUGAGCAGCGGCGGCACGAGUACCAACGCCACGCCGGAAGAGAUAACUCGCUCUACUUUAAAAAUCAGUCGAGCCACCGCCGUCAUUCUUUUGGCUGCCUUUUCUAUGUAUCUAUUCUACAACCUCCACAGCCAUCACUCUAUAUUCGACGAAGUUCUCGAGAUUGAUGAGAACCGCGACGAGGAUCGUGAGAAGGAGAAGAAGCGUGCCAAGCUCACGCUUACAGAGUGCCUAAUAGCAAUCGCCAUAGCCCUGGCCUGUGUUUGCAUGUCGGCUGUAUUCCUGGUCCAAGAGAUUGAACAUAUCGUCGUGGAGCAAGGCGUGCCGGAUAACUUCAUGGGUCUAAUUCUCGUUCCUGUCGUUGAAAAGGCCGCAGAGCACCUCACCGCCAUUGACGAAGCUUGGGACAACCAAAUCAACUUCGCCCUCUUCCACUGCCUCGGGCCCUCAAUUCAGACCGCUCUCCUAAACGCGCCCCUCGCCGUCAUCGUCGGCUGGGGCUUAUCCAAGGAUGUCAGUCUGAAUUUCGAGAUCUUUAUGAUUGUUCUCGUUGUUCUGGCAAUCCUGGUGGUAGGAAAUUUUCUACGCGACGGUAAAUCAAAUUACCUCGAGGGGGGUCUUUGCGUUCUGAUCUAUCUCAUCAUUGCUGUUACCACUUGGUACUACCCGCAGGUUGAAGCAGCAGGUGAAGCCGGUCAUGGUGCAGAAGGGAUAGCAGAAAUGGCUGCUCAUCGGUUCUAAUCCGGAUCGUUUUCAUUCUAUUUAUUUACUUCCGGCCUUUACGCGGCUGUUUGUUUUGUUGAUAUAGACCUUUACAUUAGAUGCAUCGCCUGAACAAUUAGCCGGCAUUCUUUCCGACUUAAGAUAACUACAAAACACGCCACUUAAGGAAUAGUUUGAAAUAUUGUAAGAGACAUUGCGUG
Molecule: messenger RNA, 1850 nt
Organism: Aspergillus versicolor CBS 583.65
Lineage: Eukaryota; Fungi; Ascomycota; Eurotiomycetes; Eurotiales; Aspergillaceae
Product: hydrogen/calcium exchanger domain-containing protein
Exons: 3
Coding region: 226-1668 (480 amino acids)
Biological process (GO): calcium ion transmembrane transport; intracellular calcium ion homeostasis
Cellular component (GO): fungal-type vacuole membrane
Molecular function (GO): calcium:proton antiporter activity
Source: RefSeq, a predicted model, not a curated record